Molecule: messenger RNA, 1912 nt
Organism: Pseudoliparis swirei
Lineage: Eukaryota; Metazoa; Chordata; Actinopteri; Perciformes; Liparidae
Gene: tmem183a
Product: transmembrane protein 183A
Exons: 8
Coding region: 126-1190 (354 amino acids)
Biological process (GO): regulation of protein stability
Cellular component (GO): SCF ubiquitin ligase complex
Molecular function (GO): protein binding
Source: RefSeq, a predicted model, not a curated record
AGAUCCCGGCGGAACAGUUUUCAAUUUCUUUCUACAUUUUCUUUCUUUCUCUCUACCUCAGCUUGCCAGAGAGACAUGGCAGAGCCCACAGGCCCGUUAAGCAUUCACAGAUCAUUCGUGUCGACAUGCCCAAGAAAGGGAACCGAAAACGGCUGAAAUUUAGAGCCGGGGACGUUUGUUCAGAUUCAGUAACUGUUGCUGAUUAUGCUGAUGCCGACCCGGCCGUUGUAAAGUCAGGGAGGGUGAAGAAGGCUGUUGCAAAUGCAGUUGAGAAGGAAGUGAAAUUACUCUGUGGCCUGGAGGCAUCUCAGGGUGCUGUAGAGGUCACAGCUGACGCUUUGGACAGCAGUGAUGACCUAGACCCUGAAGAGGAUGGAGAAAAUGAUAUUAAAGUGGCCCACAAGAAGAAAAACAAGAGGAGAAAGGAAAGCAGCGAGAGCAGUGAUGGGGGGGAGUAUCCAGUGGAUAUUUGGUUAAUGCUCGCCUCCUAUAUUCGGCCUGAGGAUGUGUGCAGAUUUGCUUUAAUUUGUAGGAAUGCCUGGAUAGUCACAUGCACUGCUGCGUUUUGGACCAGGCUCUACAGAAGGCACUACAAGAUUGAUGCUGACCUGCCGUACCGUCUCCAGCCAGACUGCAUUUACAGGACGUGCUCUUUACGUGCCCGUGUGAUUCGCUCCCUUUUUCAUUUGUAUGAGCCAUUCAACUUGCGUGUCUCAAAAAUCCCUGCCCUGCCAGAAUCAACACCCACAACCUUGCUUAACUCCAAGUGUUUACUGUUCUGGGUCAGAAAGGUGUUUGGUACUCGGCCUGAGGCAUUGUGGGAGUUCAACUUCAAGUUUUUAAAGCAGCAGGGACACAGUAAGAAUGGUUGUGCCAAGUCCUUGUGCAUGCCCAGACAAUACAAAGAUGUCCACACAAACCCAGACUCUGACUGCUACAUGCUUCAGGUCACCACCCUCAACUUCAUCUUCACCCCUGUGGUUAUGGGCAUGACACUCUCCCUGUUCACAAUCAACGUUAGCACAGACAUGCGACACCACCGUGUUCGUCUGGUGUUCCAGGACACGCCACUCCAGCGGGGGAAGAAGAGGGGGGAUCAGGGUGGGACUCAGGUGGUGUUGGACCCAGUACACAGUGUAAAGCUCAUGGACUGGUGGCACCCCCAGUACCCCUCCUCACCCUACAUAUAGGAAUCCUGCCCUGUUGGCAGAACAUUACACCAAGAACCCUGCUGUUAUCACAUCCCCUCAUCAGAAAUAUGAUUUUGGAUAACCGUGGAUUAUUUUCAUUCACAGUUGAUUCAACACUUCACAUUUCAAUUAUUGUCCGAUGUUAAAGAAACCCAACAUUGACUGGCCUGAGCUGGGAUGCAAACUCUACCUUCCAGUGUCAAAAUCAAAAUUGUUGCAUUCCCCAACAACCACUUUAACCUCCACAUCCUACUUUUAGAUUAAUUUGAACAUCAUUGUUCUUCCUGGAAGUAAUAUUUCACCACAGAAUUGUCCUGUAUGAACACUAUUCCUUGGAAGACUGAUCUUGUAAACAAAUAUGCCAUAUGAGCAGUCCCUCUACUUUUUCAACCGUCCUCAGUUCCAACAGUCCCGUAUAAUUUUUUGCUGGGUAUUCUGGAAAAUAAAUCAGAAAGGACAGUUGGGAGAGAUCUAACUGCAAAUUGUUUCACAUUGAUAUCAGACAAAAGUCUGUAAUGUUUUAGAGUAUAGAAAUGAAUGCGAUUAGAUCAGUGAUUGAUGAUAUAUAUAUAUAUAUAUAUUGCACAGCCCUAAAGACAUCGCAGAGUGGAACAUGUACGUUUAGAGCUACCAGUUGCAUAAAGAGUCCCAAUUCUGGCAUUAUUUUACAUUAAACAUCUUGAAUGGCACAAAUGUGAUUUAUCAUGUGUGACCAUCCCUCA